Messenger RNA from Hirundo rustica (Barn swallow), 721 nucleotides. Its product is annotated as alpha-1-acid glycoprotein 1-like. The record is from RefSeq and is a predicted model, not a curated record. Lineage: Eukaryota; Metazoa; Chordata; Aves; Passeriformes; Hirundinidae. The transcript has 6 exons. The coding region runs from base 20 to 586 and encodes 188 amino acids.
CCUCCUGGACGGCCAGGAGAUGUUGGCCACCCUCUCUCUCUUUCUGGGGCUGCCCCUCGCCCUGGCCACCCAAAGCUGCCCCCCGCUCGUUCCCGUCACCUUCGACAGCACCACCAUCCCCCAGAUCCUGGGAUGGUGGUUCUACAUUGCUGGUGCCUCCAGGUAUCCCCCUCACCUGGAAGAGAUGAGAGCAGUGAAAUUUGAGGCUUUUUCCUUCUCUCCCGGUAGCCAUGAGGAUGAGAUCAACAUCACCGAAAUCAUAAGAAUGAAUGAGACAUGUGUAAUGAGGAACUCCAAGGCCCAGGUCCUCCAGCAGAACUCCACCUUGGUGCACGUUGAUGAUAAUGGCGUGGCUUCCGUGGCCAGAAUGAUCCAAAGUGACAAAGACCUGCUGAUCCUGAACCACAUCAGCACUGACUUCCCAAAUCUGAGUCUCUCAGCACGGACACCCAACGUGAGCAAGGAGCACAUGGAGGAGUUCAAAGCCCACCUGCACUGCCUGGGCUUCACUGAGGAGGAUGUGUUCCACACCUCCACCGAGCAUGCCUGUCCCCUGCCUGGGGGUGAAGAUCCACAGCUGGGCUAACCCCCAUGGACCUGCUCAGCUGCUCCAUCCUCAUCCUCCUCCAGCCCCAGCCAGGCUCAGCACAGCCUCAGAACCUCUCAGCCUACCCAUGUUUUGGUUUUUCCUCCUGGAUUAAACACCCAGUUUCACUGUUCU